UAGCAGCCAUAUCUAUGCGGUGUGGGUUUUUACAGACAGUUGCAAACGGACGCAAAAUGUCAACAACACAUUUAGUUGGAGCUGUUGAUCAAGGAACAAGCAGUUCACGAUUUCUGAUCUUCUCUGCAAAGGAUGGAAAGCUAAUCACAUUUCACCAACAAGAGAUUGAACAAAAGUAUCCAAAUGAAGGCUGGUGUGAGGAAGAUCCUAUUGAGAUCCUGGGCUCCGUCCAGACCUGCAUCUCUGAAGCUAUGAACAAACUAAAGGCUCUCGAUAUCAGCCCAGACAGAAUCAAAUGUGUGGGAAUAACAAACCAGAGAGAGACCACAUUGGUAUGGGACAAAGUGACUGGAAAACCACUCUACAACGCCAUUGUGUGGCUUGACAUGCGAACAGCCUCCACAGUCAAGCAGAUGAUUGGUCAGACACCUAACAAGAGUAAAGAUGAUCUCAGGCUCCAGUGUGGUCUCCCAAUCACGACCUACUUCAGUGCGUUGAAGCUGCGCUGGUUGCUAGACAAUGUGCCAGAGGUUGCCGCGGCAGUGGAAGAUGGCAGGUGCCUGUUUGGAACCGUGGACGCUUGGUUGAUUUGGAAUCUAACUGGUGGUACGGAUGGGGGUAAACAUAUCACAGAUGUGACAAAUGCAAGUCGCACAAUGCUGAUGAACAUCAACUCCCUUCAGUGGGACAAGGACCUAUGCAAGUUCUUCGGAGUGGAUGAGAGUGUUCUACCAGAAAUCCGAAGCUCGUCUGAAGUGUAUGGUAGCCUUGUCAGUGGGCCUUUGAAGGGAUGCCCGAUUGCUGGGAUACUUGGAGACCAGCAGGCCGCCCUAGUUGGACAGCAGUGUUUCCAGCCCGGACAGGCAAAAAAUACUUAUGGGACAGGCUGCUUUCUGCUGACAAACACAGGAGAAAAGUUGGUCCAAUCCAAGAAUGGUUUGUUGACAACAGUGGGGUACAAACUUGGUCCAGACACACCUGCUGUGUAUGCACUAGAGGGGGCAGUUGCAAUUGCUGGUGCAUGUAUCCGAUGGCUUAGGGAUAACCUUGGAAUCAUCUCUUCCUCGGAGGAAAGUGAAACUCUGGCUAAGGAGGUUGACAGUACACAUGGUUGCUACUUUGUACCUGCAUUCUCGGGCCUAUUUUGUCCGUACUGGCAAGAUGAUGCUAGAGGGAUCAUCUGUGGUCUGUCGCAGUUUACUACCAAGGAGCACAUUGCUAGAGCAGCGUUAGAGGCCGUUUGUUUUCAAACCAGGGAGUUGCUGGAGGCUAUGAAUGAGGACAGUGGUAUUCCAUUGAAGUCUAUCCAGGUCGAUGGGGGAAUGACGGCAAAUGGCCUUCUCAUGCAGCUGCAGGCUGAUCUUAUGGGAAUUGAUGUUGUGCGCCCAGCAAUGUCAGAGACCACUGCCCUGGGAGCAGCUAUGGCAGCUGGCCAUGCCCUCAAAAUCUGGGAGAUUGAAGAUAAGGAAAAACAGGGAGAGACGGACACGUUCAGGAGCCAGAUUGAUGUGGGAGAGAGAGACCAAAGGUUUGCCAGGUGGAAAGAAGCGGUCAAACGAUCCAUGCACUGGGCCCCUCAAGCCUAGUGUGGAUGUCACAAUCGGGGACUGAUGUUGUCCGUAACUGUUUACAAGAUGAAUGGGAACAAAUAGUGUGAUAUAUAUGUCGUUUUAAUUUAAAAUCAGGGAUUAGUAUCAAGGUUCUUAAAAUAAUUCAUGCAGGGACAUUUAGAUUAAAUUAAUGGAUAAGUGAUAAAAUGAUUUAUUUUGGAUUUUUUUUUACACUUUUUGCAUUGUUAAACAUGAAUUGUUUAUUUUUAUAAUGGUUGUGAAUGUUAGUCAGAAAGUUAAGUGAAAUGAAAUAAGUCACAUUGUUUUCCAUUUUAUUAAAAUAAAACAUGAGCAUUCUCAUUCAUCAGAGGUUCGAUAAUGAUAAAUGAUGUUGUACGCAUAGCAUCAUCACUCUGGUGUGCGGAAUGAACAUAAGGUGCUAAGAAAUUCUAUUCGAUGUAUUUUUGUUCUUUUAAAAUCCAUUUGAGCUAGAUUUUUGAGUCAUGUUUGCUUUUAUAUUGUUAUGUGAUUGGAAGCAUACUUCUUGUAGAUAUUUUGCGUUGCAUAUUAUAUACAGGCUAGUAAUUUGAUUGUACUAUAUGGUUUACCAGUAAUCUAGAUUUGUGUGUGAAUUUUAUAAGCACAAAAAUGGAAUAUGUUUUUAUAUUAUUUUACUUUUGUACAUGUGUAGUAGUUUAAUUAUAUAUGUUAAUUAUAAAAUUUACAUCGAGAUGUGCCAAGACGUCCGUCCCAGCUCAAAUAUAUGUUGGAGUUCAUUUUGAUCAUCUUCAGAAAAUGGAACUAACGCAGCGAGGCGGCUGGACAAGAAAGCUCGCACCUUUUUCUGUAUAUCCUCAAAAUGAACUAUAACCUAUUUAGUGUUCGCACUUAUUUCACCCACUAGCCUCGCCCUUUGUGUAGUCAUGCAGUAUUUUGGCACGAAAGUUAAACUGCCCGGGAGUUAGUUUCAUUAAAUGAGUAAGGCAAAUACAAUGAAUUGACGUUUGUAUAAAAAUGGUUUAAGCACCGAAUCAUAGACGUUUAUGGGACUUCGUUUAAAAUUCAACCCGAGUCAUGUAGACUAUUAUAUUCUAGCACUGCCGAUAUAACUGUUAGUGGUCUAAAAGGGAAAGUUUGUGAUUUUUUUUGCCUGUUUAACUGCUAAAGAUAACAAUUUCAUAAUUUUGCUUAAACAUGAUAUGAUGUCAACUUUUAUUGAUAUAUCUGGACCAGUGGUUUCAUAUUUGUAUAAAUUCAGAAAUACUGUAAAUACAUUAACUAUAUCUGAAUGUCUUUCUCAUGUCUGUUUAAUAAGAAAGUUGUGUACUAUCCUUCCAUUUUGCUGUCUCUCUUUUCAACAUGAUGGUAUCUAAACAACGUCUGGUGACCAUGUCAAACUGUUAACGAACUUAAGAGAACAGAACAUAUAGUUUAUGAAGACUUUUACCAGCCAGGUUCAUCGUCUUCGUAAUAUAUGGAAUAAUAUAUAGAAACAUACGCAUAGCUGAUGAACAGGUUAUACAAUAUAUGAAAAAAGAAGUAUUAAAAUGUAUAUAAUGUGACCAAAUAUGUUGAGAAAUAACGUUAAACUACCAGAUUCACCAUGUUUCCCCGUAAGCACAAAGUUUCUUUAACAAACUCAUUCGGAACUCCUCGGCCAUUUUUUUUAAAAACAACCUCGGAUGUAUUUGGACGGUUUACAUACUAAAAAAGAGGUACGUUUAAGUCCGCUGCAAGUAGAUCGCGUAGUGAUUUUAUUUAGCAGUUAAACUUUGUGACUUAACUCUUGGGAUAUUUAAUUAUAUUUGCAAUAAUACAAUUCAAUGGCAAUCAAUUUAAACUUAGAUCAAUAAAUACAACUCUAACACACUACAUUUAAUUAAUGAUAUAAUUCAAAAUUUUAUGAACUACUUCAACUGAUAUACCUGCAUAUAUCCGAGGUUGUUUUUGAAAAAAAUGGCCGAGGAGUUCCGAAUGUAACAAACUAAGAUAAUUUUAUAAUUUCUUAAACUCAAGGCGAAAUCUUCUUUGAUGGAUUUAUUCAGUGUGCCAACAUUAAAAAUUGCCAUAAUUUGUUUUUGUUAAAGUGUCGUUACCCUGUUGCGUGAUGACUUCAUUAAGUUUAGAAUGUUCCUUCAAUAGUAUUACAACUUUAUUUUGUAUCAGUGUAUAUUUCUAUGUAUUGUAGUUUAUAUGUUAAAUGCAUAUCAUAUCUAGUCAGAGUUUGCUAAUCAAUUGUCUUUAGAUAUAACUUGUUAACCUUGCGCAAACAUAUUGUAUUUGUUUGUUUUUUAAACAUUUAUAACGAUAUCGUAAGGCUUGCUCUUAAAGCUGCACUUUCACAGAUAUAUCAUUUUUACAACUUUUUUUAUUUUUUUGUCAUGGAAAGGGCAAUUUUUUGCGUAAAUAUCUGCAAACUAAUGAUAUAAGAUUGCUGACAAAAAUCAGAUCGUAGAUUUUCAUAUUUCCGUUCGAAUAUUGAUGUUUUAUGGCUUAAACCGUUACUAACGGUUUAAGAAAAUGCAUUAAACAUCAAAUUUUGAAGUAUAAAAAUCUGCAAUCUAAUUUUUCUUGUAUCACUGGUUUCCAUGGAUUUUCACAAAAAUUGGCUCGUUCAAAGACAAAAAAGUUGUCAAAUCGUUCAAUUUGUGAGAGUGCAGCCUUAAAAUCAAUGCAUACACACGUAUAACAAAAUCGAUUUUGACUGAUAAAUUUCUUACUUAAUAAUGAAUUUAUGGAAAAUAUCAAUUACUGAAAACAAGAUUAUAACCGUGUAUUUAAUAGCAGAAACCGCAAAAAAAUAAAUGAUUGGUGAUUGCUAAAAGAAUAACUGUGGUCUACUAUAGGCCAAUAAGGUAGACAUACCGUGUUUUAUGCUCAUUUCUUUUAAAUUAAAUUCGGUAUCCUUCAUAAAAACCAUUGUUUUCGGCAUUUAUACAUUUUUGGGGGGAAUAUAUUGAAACAAUAUUAAUAAUUGUUGUAAAUCUUAUUUGGGAGUAAGAGUGCAUCUUUAAAAUUAGGAAAAUUUAAUUUACUAGUAUUUUUGCAACGACAAUUGCUUUGUUUUUGAAGAGUUUAUUAAAGAUGCACUCUUACUUCCAAAUACGAUUGACCAUAAUUAAUAGAAUUGUUUUGAUAUACUAAAAAGGACGGAUAAAUGUCCAAAACAAUGGUUUUUGUGAGGGAUACCGAGUUUAAUUUGAAAGAACUAUGCAAAAAACAUGGUAUUUCUACCUUAUGAGACUAUAGUAGAUCACAGUAAAUAUUUUAGCACUAACCAAUCAUUUGCAUGUAAUAUAUUUGCGUUUUCAGCUUUCAAAUACACGGAUACAAUUUUGUUAUCAGUAAUAGUGUCCAUAAAUGCAUUAUUUAGUAAGUAGUUAAAGAUAUACCACUCAAAAUUUAAGUUUGUUAUACAUGUGUAUGUAUUGAUUUUGAAUAAGAGUGUCAAUGAGUUUUGUUAAUACGUCAAAAUGUGAAUACGAUGCUCAGAUUGAAAUAUUGAAAAUAACGUUGUUUUGUAUUUUUAUAACGUGAACAAGUUACAUUAUUACAGUGUAAGUGUAUAUGUUUAUGCAAUUGUUGAUAUAUAGUUAUAUUCUGCUACGAUGUUUUCAUCCAUCUCUGCCAGGCAUAAUCAUUUUUACUUUUACUUAUAUUUGUAUCAUAUGUAUAACAUUACGCUAAUAAAUAUAUUA
Mya arenaria is the source of this 5248-nucleotide messenger RNA. RefSeq names its product glycerol kinase-like. Gene Ontology annotation, molecular function: glycerol kinase activity. The coding region runs from base 15 to 1586 and encodes 523 amino acids. The record is from RefSeq and is a predicted model, not a curated record. NCBI's taxonomy places the organism in Eukaryota, Metazoa, Mollusca, Bivalvia, Myida, Myidae. Gene Ontology annotation, cellular component: mitochondrion. Gene Ontology annotation, biological process: glycerol-3-phosphate biosynthetic process; triglyceride metabolic process; glycerol metabolic process. The transcript is spliced from 18 exons.